AUGGCUACAACUACACAUUCACCAAUCACCAGAGCUUACUCCUCUUCAUCAAAGAUCAUAGUGUUGGAGGGCAACAUCAGCGCAGGCAAGACAUACUUGUCAAACAAGUUGGGACAAUCACUUGAUUAUAAGGUGUUCUUGGAGCCAACUACUACAAAUCCAUACUUGCAACAGUUCUAUGCGGAACCAAAGAGAUAUGCAUUGGACAUGCAACUUUGGUUGUUGAAUCAGAGAUAUAAUACUUACUUGGCGGCAUUGGACUAUGCUUUGAAUAAUGACAAUAGUGGAGUGGUGUUGGAUCGCUCGAUGUUCUCUGAUUGGGUCUUUGCGGAGAACUGUAGGAAAGAAGGUUUGAUAUCGCCCGAAGGAUUCAAACAGUACACGGCCAUUCGUGACAGCAUGUUACUCAAUGUACCCAUACCCAACAUCACCCUCUAUCUCAACGUGUCGCCUUCUGAAUGUCUGCGGAGGAUACAAUCAAUCAGAAAGAGAACGAUACCAUUGACUUAUUUGGAAGGCUUGGAUAUUUGUUACCAGGAGUUCUUGAAGGAGAUCAAGCUGAAAGGAUCCAAUGUUAUCACAUUUGAUUGGAAUCAGUUUGGAGAAGUCGAUGACAUUGUCACUGAGAUCAAGAAGGACAUUUCUUCAACUUCCCCAUCACUCUUGUUAUCAAAGAACAUUAUUGGCAAUCUUGUUAAGAACCGUGAGGAUAUUACUUCCACUUACCAAACAGAGCUUUCAUUCAUGCACAAGGAGUCAUUAUCAUCAACAUCCUCGUCCGCUGCAGUAGUGCAGGACAAGAACAAUGCUUAA
Messenger RNA from Acytostelium subglobosum LB1, 813 nucleotides. RefSeq lists its product as hypothetical. Lineage: Eukaryota; Evosea; Eumycetozoa; Acytosteliales; Acytosteliaceae. The coding region runs from base 1 to 813 and encodes 270 amino acids. The record is from RefSeq and is a predicted model, not a curated record. Gene Ontology annotation, cellular component: cytoplasm. Gene Ontology annotation, biological process: mitochondrial electron transport, NADH to ubiquinone. The transcript is spliced from 4 exons.